AUGGCCGUGGACCGCAACGCACCCAUCAUCGUCAUCGGGGCCGGCACCUUCGGCCUGUCAACGGUGCUGCACCUGUCGCAGGCCGGCUACACCAACAUCUCCGUGUACGAGCAAGACACAUCGAUCCCGCCGCGCCAAUCCGCCGCCAACGACAUCAACAAGAUCGUGCGCGCCGAGUACGAAGACCCCUUCUACACCGACCUCGCCAUCGUACGUCGCCGCCUCCACCACCUCCCCCCAUCCACCCUCCUCAACAUGGCCCUGCUCGGCCCCUCCCCUCCCCGAACAAUCACCACCACCACCACUAACACCCCCCUUUCCCCCCACCAGAAAGCAACAACAACCUGGCUUACCUCCCCCCUCUUCUCCCCCCACUUCCACCAAACCGGCUUCCUCCACUGCGUCUCGGGCGCCGCCCCCGCCAAAGCCCGCGCCACCCUCUCCCGCUUCCACGCCGCCGCCGCCGCCCACCCGCUCCUGCGCCCGCACGUCGAACUCGUCCCCGACGCCGCCGCCGCCCGCCGCUUGCUACAACUCCGCGACCCGACGACGAGCGACGCGCAACACGACGACGCGCAGCACGACGCGCAGCUUGCUCCGCUCGCUCCGCUCGCCCCGCUCGCCCCGCUCGCCCCGCUCCCCGGCUGGCACGGCUACCUCAACCGCUUCGACGGGUACGCGCGCAGCGGCGCGGCGCUGCGGGGGGUGUACGACGAGUUGGAAGCGCGGAAAGCGGCGCGGUUCUGUCUGGGGAGGCGGGCGGUGGGGAUCGUGUAUGAGGCGACGGCGUCUUCAUCGUCGUCGUCGCCGUUGUGCAGGAAGGCGGUUGGCGUGCGGACGGUCGCUGCUGCUGCUGCUGCCGACGGGGACGACGAUGAGGAGGCGGUGCACCGCGCCGCGGUGGUGAUUGUCGCGUGCGGGGCGGGGGCGGCGCGGGUGGUGCCGGAGGCGGCGGCGGCGGCGGGCGCGGCGGCGGGGGUCGUGGCCAAGAGCUGGAGCGUGGCGCACGUGCGGCUGACGCGGGAGGAGGCGGCGGCGCUGCGCGGCAUCCCCGUGACGUACGCGCGGGACCUGGGCUUCUUUUUCGAGCCGGAGCCGCGGACGGGGUUGCUGAAGCUGUGUCCGAUGGGCGGGGGGUACGUGAACACGCGGGGGCGCGACGAAGGCGUGUCGUUGCCGCCACCGCUGGGGGACGAGAGCGCGUUCAUGCCGGAGGGGGACGAGAGGAAGGUGCGGGAGCUGCUGAGGCAGGCGUUGCCGGGGUUGGCGGAGAGGCCGUUGGUGGGGAAGAGCUUGUGCUGGUUUGCGGAUACGAGCGAUUCGGAUUUCGUUAUUGAUUACGUGCCCGGGACGGACCGGUCGGUGGUGCUGCUGAGUGGGGAUAGCGGGCAUGGCUUUAAGAUGUUUCCGGUGUUUGGGGAGUGGGUGAAGGCGUUGCUGGAGGCGGGGGAUGGGAAGCAGCCGGUGGAGAGGUGGCGGUGGAAGGCGAGUGGGCCGGGGCAGGAGAAAGGUGCGGAUUGGGGUGGCGAUGUGAGCUGGAGGUUGGGUGAGACGGCUGAGUUUGAGGACGUGAAGCCUGAUGCGAAGUCGAAGCUGUGA
Messenger RNA from Diplodia corticola, 1599 nucleotides. RefSeq names its product sarcosine oxidase. Lineage: Eukaryota; Fungi; Ascomycota; Dothideomycetes; Botryosphaeriales; Botryosphaeriaceae. The coding region runs from base 1 to 1599 and encodes 532 amino acids. The transcript has a single exon. The record is from RefSeq and is a predicted model, not a curated record. Gene Ontology annotation, molecular function: sarcosine oxidase activity; saccharopine oxidase activity; flavin adenine dinucleotide binding.